Messenger RNA from Carassius gibelio (silver crucian carp), 1278 nucleotides. Its product is annotated as G1/S-specific cyclin-D2-like. Gene Ontology annotation, biological process: regulation of cyclin-dependent protein serine/threonine kinase activity; positive regulation of G1/S transition of mitotic cell cycle; mitotic cell cycle phase transition. Gene Ontology annotation, cellular component: cytoplasm; nucleus; cyclin-dependent protein kinase holoenzyme complex. The record is from RefSeq and is a predicted model, not a curated record. The transcript is spliced from 4 exons. The coding region runs from base 116 to 1009 and encodes 297 amino acids. NCBI's taxonomy places the organism in Eukaryota, Metazoa, Chordata, Actinopteri, Cypriniformes, Cyprinidae. Gene Ontology annotation, molecular function: cyclin-dependent protein serine/threonine kinase regulator activity.
CUCACUCACUCACCAACACACAUUAAAACCCAAGCACUUUCAAGAGGGCAAGGAAGUUUGCACUAACUCUUUUACUUGGGACCAAGACUUCUGAGACACACUGCUGGCAGGAAGGAUGUCUGUGUCUCUGUGGUGUGAGGAGGUAGAGGGUCAGGACAGGACUCAGUCUUCGGUCCGAGCCCCAUGGGACCCCAGCGCCUCCGGACUGAGGGUUAUUCAGAGACUUCUGCAGUCAGAGGAGAGAUACCUGCCGUCUCCUCUCUACAUCUCUCUCAUCCAGAGAGAACCACAGCGCAGAGAGGAACUGGCCAAGUGGACCAUGGAGGUGUGCAGUGAAUGUGACUGUGAUGAGUCUGUAUUUCCCCUGGCUGUCUCUCUUCUGGAUCGAUAUCUGUCGUCCACUCUGUCCCUGCCUGUGUCUCCCUCCUGUCUGGCUGCAGCUUGUGUCCUGGUGGCUUCAAAACUGACCGAAACUGACACAGUUAGUGCAGAUACUCUCUGUGCGGCAGCAGAGUACCACUUUCUCUCAUCAAACCUGCGGGAAAUGGAGCGUGUGGUGCUGGCGACUCUGAGGUGGGAUGUGGCAGCAGUGACCCCUCAGGACUUUAUCCCACACUUCCUGCGCACUCUCGGGGAGCUCAGGGAUGGGGACGCGCGCACAGGAGACUUCGUCGCAACGCUGCGGCGCCACAGCAAUACACUUGUCGCCUUGUGUGUGUGUGACUCGCGCUUUCUGGGAACCCCUCCAUCACUGGUGGCUGCUGCUGCACUGAACUCUGCCCUGCGGGGUCUGAGGACCAAGAGUGCGGGAGAGAUGAGUGUCAUGACCUCUGCCCUGGCCACACUCUGUCAGACUGAUGUGGUGCUGCUGCAGUGCUGCACUGAGCAGAUAGAGGGCGCUCUCCGCGAGAGACUGAGGAGCGGAGCACAGCAGGAGAAAGACGAGAAUGAGGAUGAUGAUGAGGAAAGAGCCAGCACACCCACAGACCUAAGAGAAAUAGACUUUUAAUACAGGGUUAAUUAAUUCAUGAGGGAUAUUUAUCGCGUCUCACUUUUAUUUAUCAGUAAAACUGAUUUAAACACAAUGUGACAUUUAUGUUUUUGUCUUAUGUAACUUCUGAAGUGAUCUAAUUUAUAAUAAUUUGUAUUUAUUUGUUUGCAAGAUUACGAUUUACGUGUGCCAUAUUUAUUAAGUUCUGUUGCCAUAACUGUAAUUGUGACUUCUUAUGCUUUUCAGGUUUACUCUUUUGAAUUUAUGUAUUCCAUACGUUUUGUAUU